This is a messenger RNA of Serendipita indica DSM 11827, 7587 nucleotides long. NCBI's taxonomy places the organism in Eukaryota, Fungi, Basidiomycota, Agaricomycetes, Sebacinales, Serendipitaceae. The record is from the annotation of a GenBank genome assembly.
AUGUUGUUUUCUCAAGGCUUCCGUACGGCAGAAAGUCUCGCGUCCAAGAUUGUCCCCUUCUUCAAUUUGUGCUCGGAGCAACUUUCGCCACAACCCCAUUAUGACUUUGGACUUCGUGCUCUUAAAGCUGUUCUUGCCAGUGCCGGUAUUCUGAAGCGUGAAAGGCUUUCAAAUACCUCGCAGGAAGUGGACGACAUUCCGGAUACCAUUGCAGAACAGAUGAUCUUGAUCCAGAGCGUAACGGAAACCAUUGUGCCCAAACUAGUCGCGGAUGAUGUGCCUCUCCUGACUAGUUUGUUGGCCGAUGUUUUCCCUGGUACGCACUAUGAGCCCGUAAACCUCGAUGAUCUUCGGGAGAAAAUCAUCGAAGUCUGCAAGGAGCGCCGUCUUAUAACUGGAGAGCGAUGGAUGGCGAAGAUUAUGCAGCUCUACCAGAUUCAGAAAAUCCAACACGGUCUCAUGAUGGUUGGUCCCUCAGGAAGCGGAAAGUCCAAUGCCUGGCAGGUACUCCUAGCAGCAUUGGAGCGACUGGACAAGACGGAAGGUGUCGCGUAUGUCAUCGAUCCUAAAGCCAUUCACAAGGACGCGCUCUAUGGAACGCUCGAUCAGACCACUCGCGAAUGGAAUGAUGGUCUGUUUACACACAUUCUUCGUAAGAUUGUGGACAAUGUGCGAGGAGAGGUCGCCAAGAGGCAUUGGAUUAUAUUCGAUGGAGAUGUAGACCCAGAGUGGGUGGAAAAUCUGAACAGUGUCUUGGAUGACAACAAACUCUUGACGUUGCCAAAUGGCGAACGUCUCAACCUUCCCCCAAACGUACGCAUCAUGUUCGAAGUCGAGCACUUGCGGUACGCGACACCGGCCACUGUCAGCCGUUGCGGUAUGAUCUGGUUCAGCGAGGACAUUGUCGAGCCGGAAAUGCUCUAUCGCAACUAUCUCGACACCCUUUCCAAUGUAGCGUUGGAUGCAGAGGACGACGAUUCACCCAUCCGUCGCCUCGACAGCUCUGAGUUCUCGUCACCACAUCUUGCUACCCAGCGGGCGAUUGUUACCGUGCUUGAACCCUUCUUCGCAAAGGACGGAUUGGUCAAUGCUGCAAUUGAACAUGCGCAGUCCAUCGAGCAUAUUAUGGAUUUCACGGUCACUCGUGCUCUCAGCACGCUCUUCUCAUUGAUCAACAAGACGACCCGAAACGUGAUCGAGUACAAUAUCCAACAUCCCGACUUUCCCCUCGCUCAGGAAAAGAUAGAGCAAUACGUAUCCCGAAGGAUGCUCGUCAGUCUCAUCUGGGCAUUCUCCGGCGACUCUCGCCUCGACUUGAGGGCGGAGAUGGGGCAUUUCCUACGCGACCGAACUCCUGUCGACCUACCUGCGAUGCUUGCAGGAACAUCGCUCAUCGACUUCGAUGUGCAUGUUUCUAGCGGAGAGUGGAUACAGUGGCAAACUCGCGUCCCUGUCAUCGACAUCGAGGCCCAUGCAGUGACGGCCUCUGAUGUUGUCGUACCUACUAUGGACACUGUUCGCCACGAAGAAAUCCUAUAUUCAUGGCUUUCGGAGCACAAGCCUCUAAUGCUUUGCGGCCCUCCGGGUUCAGGGAAGACGAUGACCUUGUUUAGUGCUCUCCGCAAGCUUCCAGACAUGGAAGUAGUGGGAUUGAACUUUUCGAGCGCGACCACUCCCGAGCUUAUCCUCAAGACUUUCGACCAGUACUGCGAGUACCGAAAGACGCCCAAUGGUGUCAUCCUUUCACCAGUACAGAUUGGCCGAUGGCUCGUCUUGUUCUGUGACGAGAUAAAUCUUCCAGCUACGGACAAGUACGGCACCCAGCGCGUCAUCUCUUUCCUUCGGCAGCUCGUUGAGAGUGGUGGUUUCUAUCGCACUACUGACAUGUCCUGGGUCAAGCUCGAGAGGAUUCAGUUCGUCGGUGCAUGUAACCCUCCAACUGAUCCAGGUCGGGUUCCGUUGAGCCAUCGCUUCCUCCGGCAUGCACCGCUGAUCAUGGUAGACUAUCCCGGAGAGAUCUCGCUUAAGCAGAUCUACGGCACCUACUCAAGGGCCCUUUUGAAGGUGGUCCCCAAUCUUCGCCCUUAUGCGGAGCCAUUGACUGAUGCCAUGGUCACUUUCUACCUCGCCUCCCAACGCCGAUUCACCACCGACGUUCAAGCUCACUACGUAUAUAGCCCUCGUGAGCUUACACGCUGGGUUCGUGGUAUUUUCGAGGCCAUUAGACCGCUGGAAGUUCUCCCGGUCGAAGGGCUCGUACGGGUCUGGGCCCACGAAGCGUUGCGCCUCUUCCAAGAUCGCCUUGUGACAGAGGAGGAGCGCACUUGGACCGAUGAGCAAAUUGAUUCUAUAGCUACAACUCAUUUCCCUACGAUCAACCGAGACGAGGCUCUCAAUCGUCCGAUACUGUUCUCCAACUGGACCUCCAAGAACUAUAUUCCAGUCGAGCGCGAGGCUCUACGAGAGUACAUCAAAGCACGUCUGAAGAUUUUUCACGAAGAAGAGCUAGAUGUGCAGCUGGUCCUUUUCAACGACGUGUUGGAUCAUGUACUAAGAAUCGACCGGGUGUUCCGACAAGUUCAGGGCCACUUACUUCUCAUCGGUGUCAGCGGAAGCGGCAAGACGACGUUGUCACGCUUCGUUGCAUGGAUGAACGGUUUGAGCAUCUUCCAGAUCAAGGUAUCCAACAAAUACACUGGAGAAGACUUUGACGAAGACCUGAGAACGGUCCUUCGUCGCGCUGGGUGCAAAGGCGAGAAAAUCUGCUUCAUCAUGGAUGAGUCCAAUGUUCUGGACUCCGGUUUCCUCGAACGCAUGAACACUCUACUUGCCAACGCAGAGGUUCCAGGUCUGUUCGAAGGCGACGAGCACUCAGCGUUGAUGACGGCAUGUAAAGAGGGAUCACAGCGUGAUGGUUUGAUGCUCGACUCUCACGAAGAGCUUUACAAAUGGUUCACACAACAAGUUGCCAAGAAUCUCCACGUUGUUUUCACGAUGAAUCCACCCGAGAAUGGCCUCGCCUCACGUGCGGCUACUUCUCCGGCCUUGUUCAAUCGCUGCGUCCUCGAUUGGUUCGGUGAUUGGCCAGACCAAGCUUUCUUCCAAGUUGGCUUGGAGCUCACCCAUACCCUGGAUCUCGACUUGGCCACAUAUACCCCGCCUCUCAUUUUCCCUAUCGCAUAUCGCCAGUUGUCAGUUCCCCCUGUGCAUCGAACCGCUGUUAUCAACGCAUUUGUGCAUGUGCAUCAGACACUAUACAACAUCAACGCUCGUAUCAGCAAGCGACAGGGAAGAUACAACUAUGUGACACCACGACACUACUUGGACUUCAUCUCUCAUUACGUGCGACUGUACAGCGAAAAGAGGGAUGAGCUUGAGGAACAGCAAAGGCACUUGCAUGUUGGCCUUGACAAGCUGCGUGAUACCGUAACCCAAGUUGAGGAGCUAAGGAAAAGCUUGGCCAUCAAACGAACUCAACUAAAGGAAAAAGACGCACAAGCCAACGCGAAACUCAGACAGAUGGUUGCCGAUCAGCAGGAAGCAGAGCAGAAAAAGGCCGCAUCUAUUCAAAUUCAAGCGGCUUUGGUCGAGCAGGAGAAGAGCAUUGAAGAAAGGCGCCUUAUUGUCACCAGAGACCUCGCAGAAGCCCAGCCUGCCGUUGAAAAGGCACGUCAGGCCGUCAAUGGUAUCAAGCGACAACACCUUGUGGAGGUUCGUUCAAUGGCAAACCCUCCAGAGGCCGUCAAAUUGGCUAUGGAGUCCGUAUGUACUCUUCUGGGCCACAAGAUCGAUUCUUGGAGAACCGUCCAAGGUAUUCUUCGCCGAGACGACUUCAUCCCGCGCAUCGUCAACUUCGAAACGGAGAAGAGUAUGACCGGGGCUUUACGUGACCUGAUGAACAAGGAGUUCCUCAGCCGUAGCUCAUACAACUAUGAGACCGUCAAUCGCGCUAGCAAAGCAUGCGGCCCUCUGGUUGAGUGGGUUAUAGCUCAAGUACGCUUCUCCGAAAUCCUUGAUAGAAUCGAGCCGCUGCAAAACGAGAUGCAGUCGCUCGAGAGGCAAGCGGAAAGCACGAAGCAGAAGGCAACGACAAUCAUUGGCAUGAUCAAGGAACUCGAAUCCAGUAUCGAACGCUACAAGGAGGAAUAUGCUCUCUUGAUUAGCGAAACCCAGGCCAUCAAGUCGGAGAUGGAAAGGGUCGAGAGUAAGGUUAAUCGUAGUAUGACCUUGCUCGAUAGUCUGGCAUCCGAACGAACGCGUUGGGAGGCUAGCAGUCGCACCUUUGACACGGAGAUGAGCACAAUUGUAGGAGACUGUCUCAUCUCGGCGGCUUUCCUUGCCUAUGGCGGUUUCUUCGAUCAGCAUUACCGCGAGGUCAUGUGGUCAGAAUGGACCGCGCAUCUGACAGAAGCCGGAAUCAAGUUCAAGCCCGAACUUUCCUUCCCAGAUUAUCUCUCCACAGCGGAUGACCGCCUGAGCUGGCAAUCCAAGGCUUUACCGGCGGAUACAUUGUGCACGGAGAAUGCAAUCAUGUUGAAGCGCUUCAAUCGGUAUCCACUCAUCAUCGACCCUACCGGACAAGCCACUACCUUCUUGCUCAACGAGUAUCGUGACAAGAAGAUCACGGUGACCAGUUUCCUCGAUGAGGCUUUCCUCAAGAAUCUUGAGAGCGCUCUUCGGUUCGGUAAUCCGUUGCUCAUACAAGAUGUCGAACAUCUGGAUCCUGUGCUGAAUGCAGUACUCAACAAGGAAAUCAGAAGAACGGGAGGACGAGUCUUAAUCCGGCUCGGCAGUCAAGAUAUCGAUUUCUCCCCGUCGUUCACCAUGUUCCUGUCAACCCGCGACCCUUCGGUCGAGUUUUCUCCCGAUAUUUGCUCUCGCGUUACGUUUGUCAACUUUACGAUGACGCGAAGCAGCCUGCAGAGUCAAUCGCUGGACCAGGCGCUCAAAGUCGAACGUCCCGACACCGAGCGCAAGCGGACAGAUUUGAUGAAGGUGCAGGGAGAAUUUAGACUUCGCCUCCGCACACUGGAAAAGUUGCUGCUUCAGGCACUGAACGAGUCUACUGGUAGCAUCCUAGACGAUGACAAGGUUAUCAACACACUGGAGACAUUGAAGAGGGAGGCAGCCGAGAUCACCCGGAAGGUAGAAGAGACCGACUCAGUGAUGCGCGAGGUCGAACAGGUGACGGCGGAAUAUCUGCCACUUGCACAAGCCUGCAGCUCUACGUUCUUUGUAUUGGAGCAGCUGAGCACCAUCAACCAUUUCUAUCAAUUCUCCCUCAACUUCUUCCUUGACAUUUUCAAUUAUGUCUUGCACCAUAAUCCAAACCUCAAGUCUGUCACCGAUUACCUGCGCAGAAGAGAGAUAUUGUGGAACGAUCUGUUCCUGACCGUCUACAAACGCACCUCUCGCGCACUUCUAUACCGCGAUCAUGUCGUCCUUGCGGUCCUUCUCGCCCAAAUCAAGCUACGAGGAACGGAGGAUAUCAGCGAUGAACUCGAGUUUCUAAUGGAGAGUGGCGAGGGCGGUGCUUCAAUGGGCGGAAGUGAUGGCUCAUCUCUGCUUUCGGGAGAGCAAGCCGCAAGGCUUCAGCGAUUCACAAGUUAUGCACCAUUUAAGGACGUCCAUGACUCGAUCAAGAAUGACGAAGGUGUUUGGAGGGACUUCUUGUUUGGAGCUACUCCUGAGCGACAAAUACCCAGCGUAUGGACAGGUGUUUCGCGCCCAAUGACUGCCGUCCGAAACCUUAUCAUCGUCAAGUGUUUCCGUCCCGACCGACUCGUCCAGGCGACAACCGCGUUCGCAAGCGAGAUGUUCGAGACAGACCUCGCCACUGAAGCACUCUUUGACCUCGGCAGAAUGGUUGCUGAUGAAGUUCCUGCCACUACGCCGCUCGCUCUCGUCUCCGUCACAGGCUAUGAUGCUAGUUUCAGGGUGGAGAACCUUGUCACAUCUUCAGGUGUCAAAUGCCAAUCCGUGGCUAUGGGCUCACAAGAAGGCUUUUCGUUGGCAGAGCAGGCAAUUGGUUCAGCAGCGCGUCAGGGAACCUGGGUGCUCCUGAAGAAUGUGCACCUUGCGCCAUCUUGGCUCGGUCAGCUGGAGAAGAAGCUGCAGACAGCCAAUCCCAGUCGCAAUUUCCGCCUCUUCCUGACCAUGGAAACUAAUCCCUCCAUACCUGUUAACAUCCUCCGUCAAUCACGCAUCAUUAUGAACGAGCCACCGCCGGGUAUCAAGGCGAAUCUCCUCGACAGCCUGCGUAGUAUACCGCCUUCAAGACUAUCAAAAGGUCCAGCUGAGAAGAUCCGACUCUACUUCCUCCUCGCUUGGUUCCAUGCCGUUGUACAGGAGCGCCUCCGCUAUGUCCCGUUGGGUUGGAGUAAAGUGUACGACUUCAAUGACUCUGACAUGGAAGCCGCCUUCAACACUAUUGACCAAUGGCUCCACUCCAUUGCGAAAGGGCGAGCAAACGUUGACCCUGCUUCUAUCCCUUGGGGUGCUAUAAAGUCCUUGAUCAAGCAAGCAGUGUAUGGAGGUCGCAUUGAUAGUGACUUUGAUCAGCAAGUCAUGGAUUCUUUUGUGGACAGUCUCUUCACGCCCAAGGCAUACAACGUCGAUUUUGAUCUAGUCCCGCGACUUGAGCCCGAGAAGGCCGUUGUCACUGUCCCUGAAGGCACAAAGAUGGAGCACUUCCUCUCUUGGGUCAACGGACUACCGGAACGUGAGCCUCCAAUCUGGCUCAGUCUUCCACCAACAGCAGAAAGGGUCAUUGCCGUAUCGCAAGGAAUGGAGAUGCUCAACAAGCUCAGAAAGAUGCGGACGCUAGAUGACGACGACGAUGAAGCCCCAGUAGCCAAAGGGGCCCAUGUGACAAAACUUCCGCGCCAGUCUUCGGACAGUCAAGAUCCGCUGUAUCGAUUCUUCAUGCGGGAGGCAAUUGUCGGAACCAAAUUAUUGCAACGGGUCAGAAAAGAUCUCGACGAUCUUAUUCUCGUUUGUCAAGGGCAGCUCAAACAAACAAAUCACUUGCGAAGUCUGAUGAGCCAAUUGGCAAAAGGUACGAUACCGACAAAUUGGAAACAAUACAAGGUCCCCAAGGCUAUGGCCGUAGCAGGGUGGAUCCCCAACUUUAGCCAGCGACUUGCGCAGUUGGAGAAGGUUGCGCAACUCAGUUCAUUCUCCGGUCUUAGUGUUUGGCUCGGUGGCCUCUUCUUCCCUGAAGCCUAUAUCACUGCGACAAGACAAGCCGUCGCGCACCGUAUGUCUUGGUCUCUUGAAACCUUGGACCUUCGUCUAGAUGUGGAACAGGCAGGGGAUCCUACUGCAUUCUCCGUCGAGGGUCUAGUUAUCGAGGGAGCUGAAUGGAAAGGCCGUCAUCUUGCCAUCAAUGAUGGCGAAUCUAUUCCUAUUAGCAGUUCGCAGCUACGAUGGGUGCAUGCUGGCGAUGAGAACAAGACAGGCGAGGACCAGAUCCAGGUCAACCUUCCAGUCUAUCUCAACAGUGACCGAAGCGACGUGCUGUUCACUAUCAACCUUCCUUUCUUAGCUAACGAUGCCGCCCUCAGCGUCAUUGUCGCACCCAUAUAG